UGAUGGGCUCCGUCCUGCUGACCCGGUAGUAGCGUACCUACCGGUGAACCAGAGGACUCUAACAUGGCCUGGAGGAGCUGCUCAGUCCUCUGCAGACUGAUCGGAGGAGACCCGUUUCUGUGCUCCGUGAAAGGAGGGAGGUGGCCCGGCGGCUUCCAGCAGCGCUGCAGCUUCAAGAAAGCGUCCAGAACGCCGGAACCAAAGCAGCCGGAGGGUCCAGGGCUGCAGAACCAGGCCCCAUGCCCGCCGCGGCCCCCGGCUGCCCCGCGGGCCUUCAGCCGCCUCGUCAGGCCCUUCCUCUUCACCGUGGGGUUCUCAGGCUGCUCCUUCGGCGCGGCGGCCAUCUGGCAGUACGAGUCGCUGAAGUCCCGAGUCCAGAGCUACUUCGACGAGCUGCAAGCUGAUUGGCUGCAGAAGCUGCGGCCUCAGAAACGAGGAGACGUCCGCAAGGAGAUCAACCAAUGGUGGAACAGCCUGACGGAAGGCCAGAAGACGGUGGCAGGGAUCAUCGUUGCCAACGUCUUGGUGUUCUGCGCCUGGCCGCUGGUGCCGCUGCCCAUCAUGCUCCGCUACUUCACCUCCAACCCCGCCUCCUCGGCCCUGUGUGUCCCCAUGCUGCUGUCCACCUUCAGCCACAUGUCCCUGUUCCACCUGGCGGCCAACAUGUACGUCCUGUGGAGUUUCUCCAGCAGCGCCGUCUCCAUGUUGGGCAGGGAACAGUUCCUGGCCGUCUACCUGUCCGCCGCCGUCACCUCCUCCUUCUCCAGCUACCUGUGGAAGACGGCCACAGGUCGCUACGGCCCGUCUGUCGGAGCGUCCGGCGCCAUUAUGGCCGUCCUCGCCCUCGUUUGCACCAAGAUGCCUGAAGCCAAGCUGGCCAUCAUCUUCCUGCCCAUGUUCACCUUCACCGCCGCCAACGCCCUGAAGGCCAUCGUUGCCAUGGAUACGGCCGGCCUACUACUGGGAUGGAGGUUCUUCGACCACGCCGCGCAUGUGGGAGGAGCUCUGUUCGGGAUAUGGUACAUCCUGUUUGGACACGAGCUGAUCUGGAAGAACCGCGAGCCGUUUGUCAAGCUGUGGCACGACCUGCGGACCCGGAGCGGCGGCGGGCCGGGCGGGCCGGGCGGCGCCGUCUAGGGACCACAACCGGGACUGGACUGUAGAAUCAUGUAAAGUUGUAUAAAUGUACAGCCAGCGCUCCACAUUGGGAACCUGUGCGUCCGUCUUCUGGGUUCAGAUGGAUCAGAACCACUGCUGGUCGGGUUCUGAUCUGGUAUUUCUUCAACCGGAUCAUGUCCGACUCGGCUAAACGGCUAAACAUAAACUCCAGGUUUUGAUGUUUUUUAGUAAAAAGUCAGAUUUCUAAUUUUCUUUGUUUGUCGAGCUGAAGAAGAGUCAGCCAAUGAGAGGAGGCGGAGGAGCAGCGAUCUGAUUGGCCGGAGCUCCAUGGCUCUUUAUUUAUCUCUGUCAAAUAAAUCUAUAACAUUUCCAGAACAUGUUCCGACGAUGUCACUGCGCCCUCUGCUGGGCUCGUUAUGAACAAAAGAAACCUUUAUUUUUGUAAUAACUACAUUGUUUAUGAGAUUAGCUAAAGCUGUUAUCAGACUGAUGGGACACACUAAUUUAUAACAUAUUUACUCACAUCUGAUUAUCCAACACACACACACACACACAUUGUUUAUUUUGAUCACAAAACGCGAUUAGAUCAUAAUUAUGCUUAUUUUUGUUUUCUUUCAACCAUAUACUAUUUUUAUGAUCAUAAUGAAAUACAAAAAGAAAUAAAAAUUAGUUGAUGGCA
Poecilia latipinna (sailfin molly) is the source of this 1798-nucleotide messenger RNA. It is a transcript of the gene parlb, whose product is annotated as presenilin associated, rhomboid-like b. Gene Ontology annotation, molecular function: serine-type endopeptidase activity. Gene Ontology annotation, cellular component: membrane. The record is from RefSeq and is a predicted model, not a curated record. The transcript is spliced from 9 exons. Lineage: Eukaryota; Metazoa; Chordata; Actinopteri; Cyprinodontiformes; Poeciliidae. Bases 64 to 1137 code for a protein of 357 amino acids.